AUGGGGUGGAGGAGAUGCCUUGGUGGCUGCCUCGCUUGGUUCGUGACUGGUGGGAAUGGUGAUGCGAUAGAGGAAGAGAAGAGAAAGGUGCGUCAAAGUUGUCUCUCCGUCAACACCAACGUCAUCUCUGCCAGCCUCCGUCUGACUCAGAUUCCAGAUAGGAUCGCACAAAUUUCACAGCCAUUUGCAUCAUUCGGUAUCGUUCGGAAUCCCAGAUACAAAAAUAGUGGAGCUUUCUUGGCGUUGUCUGAUUUUCUAACAUUUGCUAAAGACAAGCCUUUGUCUGGGGUCUUAAUCUCAAUAGAGCAUGCUGCUUUUAUGGAUCAGCAAUUAGGUUUCGGUGUAGUUGAUUCAGUCAUUUCUUCCCUGAAUGAUGCGGGUUAUAACAAGACUACUUUAGAAGUCAUGAUUCAGUCAUCCGACAGCGCUGUUCUACUGAGGUUCAAGCAGCUGACAAAAUAUAAGCUUGUCUAUCAAAUUGAUAAGUCCAUUCGUGACGCUAUCAAUUCCUCGGUGGCCGACAUCAAGACAUUUGCCAAUGCUGUGGCCCUUGACAAGCUAUCUAUUUAUCCUUCAACCCAGCUGUUCACCACAGGUGAAACUGGUCGGGUUUCUCAGUUGCGUGCUGCAGGCCUUGAUGUGUAUGCUUAUGUGCUUCGCAAUGAGUUUGUAUCACAACCAUGGGACUUCCUCUCAGAUCCAACUGUCGAGAUCAAUGCAUAUGUUGCUGGCGCUGGAGUGGAUGGGAUAAUCACUGACUUCCCAGGAACAACUCGUCGUUAUAAGAGGAGUUCAUGCAGGAACUUGGGAAGUGAUGUUCCAAUCUACAUGCAACCUAUUGAAGCUGGCCAACUGUUAUCGCUAAUGACUCCAAACUCGUUGCCUCCAGCAUUGUCGCCAAUUCCACCAUUGACAGUCUCUGAUGUGGUAGAACCGCCUUUGCCUUCUGUGUCGAGAUCUGUAUCUCCUCGUGCGGCGCCUCCAUCUCUUCAGCCUUCGAGCGGGCAGCGUGAUGCCAUACCAUUGCUUGUUUCACUGGUGACAGCCUGUGGAUUUCUGCUUCUCGUCUAA
Molecule: messenger RNA, 1071 nt
Organism: Zingiber officinale
Lineage: Eukaryota; Viridiplantae; Streptophyta; Magnoliopsida; Zingiberales; Zingiberaceae
Product: glycerophosphodiester phosphodiesterase GDPDL4-like
Exons: 5
Coding region: 1-1071 (356 amino acids)
Biological process (GO): lipid metabolic process
Molecular function (GO): glycerophosphodiester phosphodiesterase activity
Source: RefSeq, a predicted model, not a curated record